AUGAUAAUUUUGCUGAUUUUCGCACUAAUUCAUGGCUCUGAUGGAGUUUCAUGUAGCAAUGGAUUCACUUCAGUGAAUAACAAAUGUUUGAUGGUAAGUUAAUAUGACAGAAAUCGUGAAUGCCUUCCUAUUCAGUUAGUAACUUCUGACCAAACACACAGUGCCGCACGUCGCGAAUGUAAUCUCAAUGGCGGAAACCUUGUCUCAAUCUACAAUUCAAUCGAUAACACAGCAAUUGCUCAAUUCGCAACUUCGAGUUCGGAUCCAAUUUGGAUUGGUUUGAAUUGCCCGAAUGAUCAUGAUGCGAGUUCUUGUAUUUGGGAUGAUCAAGCUGGGAAUGCGUCAGGUGAGAACAUUUAAAGGAGCAUCCUGUGAAACAGCUCUUUUAUACUUUAUAGUUUUGUCCAGAAAAGAUUUUGAGGGACUUGAAGACACAAAUACCCCCAUUUUUAGGCUACAACAACUUCAUCGCUGCAAAUCCAUCAAACGAUGUAGGAACUUGUGUAUAUAUGCUAACUUCUGGAUCUUUGCGAGGUCGCUGGUUUAGUGGAAAUUGCGAUAACAUGGCGAUCAGUGCAGUUUGUGAGACUAUCCCAUAUGACCAAUGUUUGUAUGGUUAUAAUGGUUACUGCUAUUAUCCACUUGGGGAGUUGAACCAAACCGAAGCUCAAAAUGCAUGCUCGCAGAAUUGUGGAGGAAGUUUGGUGUCGAUUCAUUCAGCGGCGGAGAACACUUACAUUUCAAAGAUCUUCAAAGACUCUUCAAAAGGUUAUAUUCGAAUUGGAGCGCAGCUUUCAAGUGGAAAUGUGAAUUCUUGGAUUGAUGGAUCUGUCUGGGAUUACACAAACAUCGGAUAUCAAAACAAAGGUCUCGGAUCGUGUUACAGUAUGUCAUUGAUCAAUGAACUUGUUGUGCCUGGCAAAUGGAUUAGUUCGAAUUGUUCCGCGUUACUUCCGUCGAUUUGUAAACAUCCGCAAAACACACAAUGCGUAACUACAACAACACCUUCACCAACACUUGCGCCAGCGCAAUGUAGUGGUGUCACGUAUGUUACAGAUAGUGGAAAGGUAAGUCCCCAAAUUUAUGGUCUAGAAUUUCAAUUAAAAAAACUUAUUUCAGAUUUACUCACCAAAUUAUCCUUAUUCCUAUCUUUCCGUCGAUACCGCACCAUGUUAUUAUGUUCUAACUGUAACCACAGAUACUGCAGUAAUUUGGUUCACCGAUUUGAAUUUGGAUUCAAAGUCAUCGAUCCAACUAUACUCUAGUCUCGACACACAAACUCCAUUUGCAAUUAUUGAUCAAAAUUCGCAAAAUAAUGCUACUUUUGAUUCACCGACAAAUUUAAUCAAAAUGGUUUUCAAACCAUGCACAUCAAAUUGUGGAAGUUCUGGGAAUUCCGACAUUUUUAAAUGGAAAGCGAUUCUUGCUACACAAUACACUAAUCCGUGUGGACAUCAAUUAAACACAAAUGGAAUAAUAACAUCUCAAAAUUAUCCUCAGAAUUAUACGAACAACUGGAGCUGUAAUUCUUUGUUGUACAGUUCGAGCAGGUAGGUGCUAGACUGGGAACAAACGCUUUAUGAUACGUUUAUUUUACAGAGUUCAACUUCAUUUCACCGAUUUCUUGACCGAACUCAAUUAUGAUUUCGUGAACAUUUACGACGGCCAAGAUUCGACACAACCUCUUCUUGCAAGACUUAGCGGGAAUCUAGUGGGAACAAAUUUGACCUACACCUCAACUGGACACUAUUUAUAUAUCCUUUUCACUACAGAUCAAUCCAAUGUAUAUCGAGGAUUCAAAGCUUUGUUUUAUGAUUAUCCUUGA
Caenorhabditis angaria is the source of this 1825-nucleotide messenger RNA. Lineage: Eukaryota; Metazoa; Nematoda; Chromadorea; Rhabditida; Rhabditidae. The record is from the annotation of a GenBank genome assembly.